AUGAGAGGAAAGGGACCGAUUGUGCCACUGUAUGGAAAAUUACAUCGAAUAGAGAAAGUUGAUGCUCUGCCUUCUUCAAGAUAUGACAUGGUGGAUACUGGAGAUGGUAAGAAAAAGCGGAAAUGUGAAUAUCUUCAAGAAUCGUUAACAACAGGUCGAACUGUGAACAGCGUGUUGCUGAAUGAUGGUCCUCUUCUUGGACGGGAAUUUGAUUCUCUUCCUUCAGGACCCAAAAAUUACACCCAUGCUUGUCAACAGGACCACGAGUCUGUAAAAAGGAGGAAGGCUUCCUAUAGUGCACUUCAAAAUCACCCUAACUGUAAUAUGAAAGCACCUGUGAAGAAACAUGGUAUGGGCAAAGGUCUGAUGACAGUUUGGAGGGCAACAAAUCAUGAUACUGAAGACCUUCCAGUCGGUUUUGGUUUUUCUGACCGAGAAACACCAAUAUCAAUCAACAGGUCUCAGAAAGCAGUAACUGUGAAUGGAAAGCCAAGAAAUAAAUUGCCUAAUAGGAAACCUACAUUCCAGGGGAAGAGGAAACAUUUUGUGCAAACAAGAGAGGGUGAAUCAAACCAGUAUGUGACUCAGAACCAGCCACCCAUAGAAAAUUGUGAGCUUGCUUUAGACAACUCAAUAUCUGAGGAGGGAGUUGAUCAAAUUUCAAUGUUAAUUGAUGAUGAAGAGUUAGAGCGGAGAGAGUUGCAAGAAGGAACCAAUCUGCUUGUUUGUUCAAAUGAACUUGCAGCCUAUGGAAUGCUCGGUGACUCACUUUGUCCAGAUGUGCUAGUCAAGUUUCCCCCAGGUGCUGUCAAGAUGAAGAAACCUAUACAUUUGCAACCUUGGGACUCAUCUCCAGAACUGGUGAAGAAAUUAUUUAAGGUGUUCCAUUUCAUAUAUACAUAUGCUGUAGUUGUUGAUGUUUGUCCCUUCACUCUUGAUGAGUUUGUUCAGGCAUUUCAUGAUAAGGACUCAAUGUUACUCGGAAAGAUUCACGUGGCCCUUCUCACAAGGCUUCUAUCUGACAUUGAAGUAGAGCUUUCUAAUGGGUUUUGUCCUCAUUUAAAUAAGUCAUGCAACUUUCUUGCGUUGCUUCACUCAGUUGAAAGUCAAGAAUAUUCCCUCAACGUUUGGAAAAGAUCACUAAACCCUCUUACUUGGAUUGAAAUACUGCGCCAAGUGCUGGUAGCGGCUGGAUUCGGUUCCAAGCAAGGUGCCUUACGAAGAGGAGUCCUUGGCAAGGAAUUGGAUAUUUUUGUAAACUAUGGCCUAUGCCCUGGCACCUUGAAGUGUGAGUUGUUUAAAAUCUUGUCAGAACAAGGUAAAAAUGGAUGCAAAAUUUCUGAGCUGAAAAAGUCUUUGCAGAUUGCGGAAUUAAACCUUGGCAGCACAACGGAGGAACUAGAGUCUUUAAUAUAUUCCACACUCUCAAGUGAUAUUACUUUAUUUGAAAAGAUUUCAUCGUCUGCAUAUCGAUUGCGUAUGAGUACUAUUACAAAGGACACUGAUGAUUGUCAGUCAGAUGCAGAGGACUCUGGCAGUGUUGAUGAUGAGCUUAGUGAAUCUGACACAUGUAGCAGCGGAGAUGAUUUUGAAAUCAAUUCAGUAAACCCUAAUAAAAGAAAAUUUAAGCGUGAUAACAGUAGUAAAGUUAAACAUAAUAGGCUAAAAGUUUACACUGAAAUUGAUGAGAGCCACACAGGAGAAGUGUGGUUGUUAGGACUGAUGGAUAGUGAGUACUCAGAUUUGAAAAUUGAAGAAAAAUUGAAUGCAUUGGCAGCAUUGACCGGUCUUCUUUCAUCUGGAUCCAGCAUCACGGUGAGGGAUCCAGUAAAUGUUAUAGCUGAUUAUAGUUCAAGUAUCCAAUUACAUGGUUCUGGAGCAAAAAUUAAGAGAUCAAUAGUAAAGAAGCCAGGUUCAUUGUUGAACCCAAUUGAACAAAUACAAUGUAUUAAAGAGGUGCACUUGAGUUCUCACUCUGGUUCAGUAGAUUCCUCGUUAUUAGCCUCAAAAUUCCAUAUGCAGGAAGCGUCCUUUGAGAAAAGAAAAGGUUCAGCUAAUUCACACCCCAUACAAUCAGUGUUUCUGGGAUCUGAUCGUAGAUACAAUAGAUACUGGCUUUUCUUGGGCCCUUGUAAUGCCAGUGAUCCUGGACACAGGAGGGUUUACUUUGAAUCUUCUGAAGAUGGACACUGGGAGGUGAUUGAUACAGAAGAGGCAUUGUGUGCCUUGUUGUCAGUUCUGGAUGAUAGAGGAAAACGUGAGGCUCUUCUUAUUGAAUCUUUGGAGAGACGACAAACAUCUUUACGUAGAUCUAUGUGCAGGGUUAAGGUUAACAAUAUUGGAAUGGGGUGUAUGUCACAUUCUGACCAGUCCGAGCUGGAUAGGGUUACAGAAGACAGCUGUUCUCCAGUAUCUGAUGUAGACAAUCUGAAUCUGACUGAGACUGCUAGAGACUCUUUGCCGUCACCUGGUGCUGUGGUAAUUGAAGCUGGGAAGAAAGCAGAGGAACAACGACAAAAAUGGAUUCGCAUUCAAGAAUUUGAUUCUUGGAUUUGGAAUUCCUUUUAUUUAGAUCUCAACGUUGUAAAAUACGGCAAAAGGUCUUAUCUUGAUUCUCUCGCUAGAUGUAGGAGUUGCCAUGACCUAUACUGGAGAGAUGAGAGGCACUGUAAAAUUUGUCAUAUGACAUUUGAGCUUGAUUUUGACCUCGAAGAAAAAUAUGCAAUCCACAUAGCAAUGUGCAGGGAGAAAGAAGACAGCAGUACAUUUCCAAAUCAUAAAGUCUUGUUAUCACAGAUCCAAUCAUUGAAAGCUGCAAUUUAUGCAAUUGAGUCUGUUAUGCCUGAAGACGCCUUGGUUGGUGCUUGGAGGAAGUCUGCUCAUAAUCUAUGGAUCAAAAGACUUAGACGCACCUCGACUUUAGUGGAGCUUUUGCAGGUUCUUGCUGAUUUUGUUGGUGCCAUCAAUAAGGGCUGGUUAUUUCAGUGCAAAUUUCCAGACGGUGUGGUUGAAGAAACUAUUACAUCUUUUGCAUCAAUGCCCCAUACUUCAUCUGCUCUUGCUCUGUGGUUGGUGAAGUUAGAUGCCAUAAUUGAUCCUUACUUGGACAGAGUUCAGACUCAGAAGAAACAGGGAAUUGGUAAGCGUGGUUCGUAG
Messenger RNA from Lathyrus sativus (Indian pea), 3156 nucleotides. Lineage: Eukaryota; Viridiplantae; Streptophyta; Magnoliopsida; Fabales; Fabaceae. The record is from the annotation of a GenBank genome assembly.